CAGCGAGUGCUCCGUGCAAUCCAAGAAAAUGACCAAACUGCAGUUUUUAAACGUCUUUUUGACUGAGCGUCUCAUGCUCGCUGCACAGGAGAUAUACAAAUCUGUCGAGGAUACUAUUUUGGAGUACCAGGAGGAGAUAGCAAUCAGGGAGCGGGAGAACGACCAUUUGAGACGCAGGCUGCGAGACGCUGGGAUCGAAAUAUGGCCAGAUCGUCCGUCCAUGGCUCUGUUGGAAGAGGAGGAUGGUGAGCAUCCCCGUCGUGAGUGGAGUCCCAGCAUGGGGCAUGAAGAGCGCCUCCCAAUUCAGAUUAAGGAUAAAAGAGACAUCCGGGCCGUCCAAGGAGAUGAUCAGCUUCGUGGUCAUGGCUCUUGCACCACACCAGAGAACAUGUUUACUCCCCCACGUGUUGUGAAUGAAUAUCCCCAGGAAGGCCCGCACACAUCCAACCUUCCUCAGAGUCAAGGUGUGGAGAACAGGGAGAGGGAUCCUGCAUCUCGGGGGUCCUCGAGACACGUGAAGGUGGAGAGUGGAGGAGCCCACAGAGGCUCUACUUCCUCCAACAGUGGCGCCCAGCCCCUCGCACCAGUCAACCCAAACUGCUCGAAUGAGAACAACAUUGACAUUAUUGGGGUAGAGAAUGGAGGACAGAUGGUUGGUGCUAAGGGAAAUGGAGCUGGUGCUAACAGAGGGCAGGCCUCUCAAAUGCGCAAUCAAGGAGCUAAUGCCGUGGACUGCCCUCAUCAAAAAUCGCCCCAACAAGGCCAAAUGUCUUCCUUUAGCUGCAAGGUGUGUGGGGAGGCGUUUAGUCAUGCUGGCCAUCUGCAUGUGCAUGUACAAGUGCACACUCGAGAAAAACCUUACCGCUGUGGAGUAUGUGGGAAAUGCUGCAGCUCCUCGGGCAGACUGCAGGAGCACCAGCGUAGUCACACGGGAGAAAAACCAUUCCGCUGCCAGAUUUGUGGAAAGGGCUUCACACAGAUGGCUCACUUGAAGGUACACAUGAGAAUCCACACUGGGGAGAAGCCAUACAGUUGCCCUGUGUGUGGCAAGUGCUUCAGCCGCUCUGACAAAAUCAAAAGGCAUCUCCAGACCCAUAGCCGCGAGGGAACAUACUUCUCAGGGCAAUGAUGUUAGUGUUGAUCCAGUUUGUGACUCCUAUUGAUGAGGGAUAUUUACCUACAAAAAGCUAAAAACGCUGCCAAUAAAAAAAGGCUUUUUUCUUCCUACUUUCUAAAAAACUAGGGAUUCUGCAACUCAUAGAGAAGGUUUCUUAUCUAACACUUCUCCAAACCAUAUUCCCUCAACAAAAGUUUUAUUAGCCAGUUUAGUAUGUCAUCUACUAAUUUUUUUCACCUGUAACUGGAGUAUUACAUCUCUUAACAGAGUUGAGUUAUUAGCUAGACUUUUCUGAAUUAUGUAGACUUUCCUUAGUCAUAAUUAGCAUGAUGAAGUCUUCCACAUAUGCCUUGAAACUGAGAUGCAUUAAGAAAUGCAACAAUGUUUAACACGGUCAUGGCUUAAUACUAACCUGUCAUUUCAUAUUCAUCAGUCUACAGUUGAGUUUCAAAUCUGCAGACUUGACAUCUUUCUUGUAAUACUUAUUUUAGGUCCUAAAAGGAGAAGUCAGUACAUGAAAUGAUCCCCAUUUUCUCAAUUAAUAGAGAACUAAUGGCCUGCCAAAUGAAACCUGUAUGUCAUCUGGUUAAGACUAAAACUGCCAGCAGUUUUUUUUAUGUAGCAAUUAAAAAAGGACACUAAGUUCAGGUGAACAAAAAGCCACUGAAAUGCAGCUUGAAAUUGUGGACUUGACUGAAGUACACAAGAAGUCUGACCUCGCACUUACCUCCUUUCUUAGUCAUUAUUUGAAUUUGUUGAGUGCUGUUACAUAAUUGCACAGCUAAACACUGCCAUCUCACAUUGUCAGUGCUUCAUGUGGUCCAUUGAAAUAUGGAUCGAUCUAUUGUGUGACUGCUCCACUAUUUCAUGAACUAAUGUGAUAUUUUGUAAAAUACCACUAGUCUAUCGUUCAUUUUGGAUUCUAAUGGUGUCUUUUUUUUUUGUAUGACAUGCACUAUUGCAUCUGUCUAAGACGGUGCUGAAAUUCACUCUAUACUAGGGCCGUACAGUGUUAGCUGAACUUUUCUUCAGGGGUCUCAGUCUGAAAAGAUUUACGUUCACCUGUGUUUCCACCUCAAUGUUCAUUCACAUGGGAGGUAUUUUUGAAGCUGCCUCGAAUGUGGUUGAUUUUCAGACGUGAUGAUUGGUUUGUCAUGGAAUCACACACUUCCACUGCCCACCUUGGACUGAUCCUGACCCUACAGUCUCCUUUCUCCUCUCAGGACUAAUGCUGCAUUCAUAACAAGAGGGCAUACCAGAAAUACUAAUGUCUGAUUUGAAACACCUUUUUCAAAAGUCAGAAACUCAGGGUUUGUGAGUUUUCUCAUGGAAUCUGUCCCUGCUUGUAGCAGAAAAAUCGAAAUUUGCAUCUGAAUGUCCUGCAAGAAGAGGAACUAAAUAAAAUGUGUGACAGAGUGUGUCAGAGCUCAGUUGUUGCUCUGGGUCGCACACCAGUGAACCCUUAAAGCGUGAUGAAUGCAGCAUGAGACAACUUCAGCACGACCUCACAGCCGACCAGCAACCCUACACUCACAGUAUUCUCGGGGAACACCUAUGCUCCCCCUGCACACACUAAUGUACAGUGUUGUCUCAUGGCGUAUUAAAUGUUAUUUUUUAAUAAACUAGCAAUUGAG
Trematomus bernacchii (emerald rockcod) is the source of this 2751-nucleotide messenger RNA. RefSeq names its product zinc finger and SCAN domain-containing protein 22-like. Gene Ontology annotation, molecular function: DNA-binding transcription factor activity; RNA polymerase II cis-regulatory region sequence-specific DNA binding. The record is from RefSeq and is a predicted model, not a curated record. The transcript is spliced from 2 exons. The coding region runs from base 29 to 1129 and encodes 366 amino acids. Gene Ontology annotation, biological process: regulation of transcription by RNA polymerase II. Lineage: Eukaryota; Metazoa; Chordata; Actinopteri; Perciformes; Nototheniidae.